GCCGCCGGGGGUAGGGCGGGGAGCCCCUUCCCCCCCGCCCCGCCGCCAUGUACACCUUCGUGGUGCGGGACGAGGGCAGCAGCGUGUACACCGAGGUGAGCCGGCUGCUGCUGGCCAGCGGGCAGUGGCGGCGCCUCCGCAGGGACAACCCCCGCUUCAACCUCAUGCUGGGCGAGAGGAACCGGCUCCCCUUCGGCAGGCUGGGCCACGAACCUGGACUUGUGCAGCUGGUGAAUUACUACAGGGGAGCAGACAAACUGUGCCGCAAAGCAUCUCUGGUGAAGCUCAUCAAGACAAGCCCCGAGCUGUCGGAGUCCUGCACGUGGUUCCCUGAGUCCUAUGUGAUUUACCCAACAAACCUGAAGACCCCGGUGGCUCCAGCCCAGAAUGGAAUUCGCCAUCUCAUCAACAACUCGAGGACGGACGAGCGGGAAGUGUUCCUGGCCGCCUACAACCGGCGCCGCGAGGGCAACGAGGGCAACGUGUGGAUAGCCAAGUCCUCUGCUGGUGCCAAAGGGGAAGGGAUCCUGAUUUCCUCAGAGGCUUCAGAGCUCCUGGACUUCAUCGAUGAGCAGGGACAAGUGCACGUGAUUCAGAAGUACCUGGAGAAUCCUCUACUUUUAGAGCCAGGGCAUCGCAAGUUUGACAUCAGGAGCUGGGUUCUCGUGGAUCAUCAAUAUAAUAUCUACCUCUACAGAGAGGGUGUCCUGCGGACCUCUUCAGAACCAUAUAACAGUGCUAACUUCCAGGACAAAACCUGCCACUUGACCAAUCACUGCAUCCAGAAGGAAUAUUCCAAAAACUACGGGCGCUACGAGGAAGGGAACGAAAUGUUCUUUGAGGAGUUCAACCAGUAUCUGAUGGAUGCCCUGAACACAACGCUUGAGAACAGCAUCUUACUGCAAAUCAAACACAUCAUAAGAAGCUGCCUUAUGUGUAUAGAGCCUGCAAUCAGCACGAAGCAUCUUCACUACCAGAGCUUCCAGCUCUUUGGCUUUGACUUCAUGGUGGAUGAGGAGCUGAAGGUCUGGCUGAUUGAAGUCAAUGGGGCCCCAGCAUGUGCCCAGAAGCUGUAUGCAGAGCUCUGCCAAGGAAUUGUGGAUGUAGCCAUCUCCAGCGUUUUCCCCCUCAGUGACACUGGGCAGAAGAUGAGCCAGUCAUCCUCGAUCUUCAUCAAGCUGUGACGAUGACACAGCUGCCACCUCUGGGAACAGGGAGAGACUGCACCCCUCGGGUCAGCACACUCUGGUGGCUUAUCUCAGUAACAUGCCAAAAAGUGAUAGAGACAGGCUUCAUAUUUUCUGGGAGACCACAGGGAAAAACAACAAAACAGGCAUCCUCACAGAGCUGUGAUGAGCCAGAGCUGCUCAGAUAACUCUGCCUGCAUUCACCAAAAUCCACUUUAGAAACAGCUCCUGUGACUUUGAUACCUGAAACAAAUCUCUCUGGGAGUACAACAGAACAACCUUAAAAUGAAACCCCAGCAGGGAUACUGUAAUGCUGUAUUAGCUCCUCCUUUUCUAUAGAGAUAACAUUGGGUUUUUUAAGGGAAUUGAGUGGAGAGAAGAUGGAGUUGUCCUCCUCCUGCUGUGUUUAUCCUUUCCUCACCUACUGCAUCAUUAGUGCCUUAGCUCAGCUCCAAAUAGGUGACUCCUUUCCUUUGUUCCUGCUCUGUUACAUAGAAAGGAGCCAGCUCUCCUGGUGCCUAAAACCAGGAACACCAAGAAAUCAGUUUCCUUAGGUCAUUUUCCAAGCUGGUUGGCUGAACACCCAGGCAAUGGCUGGUAAAGGGUGCUGAACUGCAGGUGGUGAAUUAACCCAAGCAAGGAAGGUGAUUUUCUUUAUUUAUAGCUAUCCCUUUUCCUAUUGAGAUUUGGAUCAGUGAUUGUCCCAGUCUGAGGCAGUUGGAUUCUGCUUAAAAGAGGUAGAGAGACCCCCUCAGAGCUCAGCAGCAGGCUGUAGGAUUUUGAGCAUCACUUUUGUGCUGAGUGUUUCAAGUAGCAGAAACCUGAUCUCAGUUUCUUCUGAGGCACUGCAAUCAAUUUAGGCUCUUCUCUCAGAUUUCCCCUUCAUUAUUUACUUGAGGCUUGGACCUGAAAUCUUUCUACCCAAAUCUCAUUUGUUCCAGCCAGUUUUGUUCUCAUCUGUUUGACAAAUACUGUAAUCUUCUGCCCUGAACACAGUCCACAACUUGAUCUUAGCUAAGGGGUAAGGUGGGUGAGGUUUUGUAGACCGGGAGAGACAUUCCUGUUUGCCACACAUCUGAGAAAUCAGGUGCUUUGGAGGGAGAAGGAGAGGUUAGAUUCCUUGAGGUCUCUGCAUUUCAGAGCAAA
Melozone crissalis (California towhee) is the source of this 2333-nucleotide messenger RNA. It is a transcript of the gene TTL, whose product is annotated as tubulin tyrosine ligase. The record is from RefSeq and is a predicted model, not a curated record. The transcript is spliced from 7 exons. The coding region runs from base 48 to 1184 and encodes 378 amino acids. Lineage: Eukaryota; Metazoa; Chordata; Aves; Passeriformes; Passerellidae. Gene Ontology annotation, biological process: protein modification process.